Molecule: messenger RNA, 3761 nt
Organism: Hemibagrus wyckioides
Lineage: Eukaryota; Metazoa; Chordata; Actinopteri; Siluriformes; Bagridae
Product: trypsin-3
Exons: 5
Coding region: 883-1731 (282 amino acids)
Biological process (GO): proteolysis
Molecular function (GO): serine-type endopeptidase activity
Source: RefSeq, a predicted model, not a curated record
AUGAUAAAACAGUUGAUAAUGUAAUGUACAGUACUAGGAGGCAUGAGACAAGUGAGUAAACUCAGCAUCUUCUUUAUUUGGGCAAAUCCACUAAUCAGAAGCAGCACGCAGGUCAAAGAACAGUUUGGCAACAAUAAACCGGACUAAUCCAUAAUUCAGGCUGAACAAACAGGCCGAGCUGGGAACAGAAAAAAACAAGGCUUGGAACUGAGCAAUAUAAAAAGGCAGGAUAAAGCACAGAAGCAGCAAAAUAAUAAGAUAAUAAAUGGACAAACUAAAUAAAGAUAAACAGACCAAACCAGUGGCAAGACAGCAAAGGUGACAGGACUAGAGACAAAAAAAAAAAAGUACACUUAUAAAUGACUGAUGAAGCAUAAGUGCACAUUUCUGUUUACAUUUUUCCAGCCCAGAAUUAAGAUCCCUCAGAGAGCAUUAAAAAAUUACAAACUGCAACUUUAAAACACCGCCUUUAUGGUAGUGUAUUGUAUAUUAUAUAUCAUGUACUCUACCCAGGUCAGGGAAUACUAAGCAGUGAAACACUUGAAGCAAUUAACAGAAAAUAUCAUGCUGUGUGUUCUGGGACAUUGUUUUCGUUUUCAAAGUGCUUUAGUAUUUUAAUGGGAUAUUUUCAUUACAUAUUUUAUUCACCAUAACAAUGCAAGCAUUAUAUCUGCUGGCUGGGUCAAAGAGGAGAGUGAAAUAGAGGAGAAAACACACUUAUUUGCCUCAGUGAAGCAUGAAUUGUUGCCAAGUUGAAAUAGGAACCGUAGACACUUGUGGACAGCUUCUGAUGUGGUUUCCUCUUGGAGUUGAGAGGUGAUUCUUCCAUUUUAGACAGGUCUAACCAGCUAGUAUCACAAUUAUUAGCCUUCUAUUGCCAUCAUGCCCAGGAUACUGCUUUGGAUCUUUGUGCUUCUGAAGCUCUUCAUAGCCAGCGGUCAAGAUUUCUUUCAGAGCCAGAGAGCUGGUGAUUAUGCACCAUCACCACAUUCAGUCGAAUAUAUUGUGUCUUUGCAAACGUCAAAAGGCCAGCACUUCUGUGUAGGAUCCCUGGUGCAUAAAUAUUGGGUUCUCACUGCUGCACAUUGUAACACAAGAUGUCUUGCACUCAGGGUGGAUCAGAUGAUGAUAGUGGCCGGAGACAACAUUCUUGGCAAGUACGAAGGGAUGGAGCAGUAUUCAAAGCCGCACUCCAUUACACUUCAUCCACUGUACAACAAGAGCACCAGUAAUGCAGACAUCAUGCUCAUUAAGCUCCGGGCUCCAAUAAAGCCGAACAGGUACGUUUCCCUGGCUCCUCUUCCCAAACAAAACACAGGAAUGCUGCCUGGCCAGCUGUGUCAGAUGUCCGGUUGGGGUUCCCCACCCCAGGGCAGGAGCCGAAGCCCACUUACGCUUCGCUCUGUAACUCUGCCCAUCAUUUCUACGGCUAAGUGUAAUAGCAGCAAGUCCAUCAAUGGAAGCAUUACAAGCAAUAUGAUCUGUGCUGGCAGCAAUACUGGAGGCGAGAAGGCAUGCAAGUGGGAUCCCGGGGAACUGCUCGUGUGUGGUGGCCGACUUUACGGGCUCGCCUCCUGGGGAAACAUCUGCGGGGAUGCCGGCUUUCCAGGAGUCUUCACAGCUGUGUCCAGGUUCCGCAGGUGGAUAGACCGUACCAUCUACAGGUCCUGGACACGGUGUUUCAAGUACAGAUAUCCCCUGUCCUCAAAAUCCUCUAUGAGUGAUGGCUAGUUUAACAUUUGGAAUAUACAGAAUGUGAUCAUGUGACUAAUAAAUAUCUUAAAAAUGUAGAGCAACAGUGUGAAAAGGUUAGGAAAAACUGUUCCCCAUACAUACAUAAAUACAUACAUAUUAUUUGUCAAUAAGGCUGUACAACUUUAUAUAAUAUGCUACGUCACUGAUUACUGAGGGCAGUAAUGCUAUACAUUUUGCCUGUGUAAUGAAUAUUUUUUUAAAUCAAAUCAAUCAAUUAAAUAAUGGCAAAUAUUGUAGUGUGUCUGGAAAUAUCAAUAUCCAGAAUGAAAGAGCAAAGAGAAACUUUUCAAUUCCCCUUAGAUGGCUGUAGAUCCAGCGAGAUUGGGUGUGUCCGCACAGCUUUUUUAGUGAAGCUGGCCUCACUAAGGAGAGUUUCUAGUUUCGCUGCCUGCACUUGAUAUCAUGGUGUAAAGUGAUAGCAGCUGUAGAUAGUGAGACUCCGUGUUAACAACCAUUCACACCUUUUUAUUCAUACAUGUUACAAAGCCGUUAUUGUCACCGAAAGGCGCUGAGUGCAUUGUUACGCUGAAAUCACUGGGUUCAGGAUUCAACGUAAAGCUUAAUCCUGUUAUGUCACGCUUAAUACCCUGGUUAGCCUGUAAACAGCUUGUAUUGUGCCGACAUAGUGAAAUAUCCUCAACGUGGCUUGGUUCAGACUGGAUAUGCAGUCAAAGGAACACAGUCGAUCACUUGUUGCUUGAGUAAAGCAGGUCUAAUGAAGGAAGAGAGUGGAAAAUAGUCCUAUAUCGACCCAUCAGGAUGGACCCUUUUUGCCGUUUACUGAAUAAAUGAGUAGAACUCAGCCAUUGCUCCGUUGCACAGCGGGGUAUUUUAUUUAUUUAUUUUUUUAUUCAGUCUGUCUCUCUUUCACAUUUCCUUUUCACUUCCUUAUGCGUGCCAUGGUGAGUGAUUUGACUAUUAGUUUUCCCCAAAAUCAGACAGGGCUAUUUUCACCAACUCCAUGGAAGAUUACACAGACAUGUAAUCCAAAAAUAACCAAAUGCAAAAAAGCUCGGCUGGCCUUGAGCUUGCAUCAUAUCUCGCUCCAACCUACUACACAAAAAAAAAAAAAACAAGUAAAAAGCCCAGGAAUGUAAACAGCCGUCUGCCUUUUUGGACUGAGGCUUGCGUCAUACAUCUCUACGCUCACUCCAGCAUGAGUCAUCUUGAUCAUACAGAAUCUAGCGUACAGUUAGAGUGAAACAGCUGUGCUGCUAAAUUAUGUCAAAUGACUGACAGACCUGUGAAUGCAUUUUUAUUAGUAAACCAUGUAGUAAAAGCUUAUAUGUAUAAGUACUAUAUAGCUGUAUGUACAUGGUGUCCUUUUUCUUCUCAUGCAUUUUGUCAGUAUCUGAUAAAAGGAGAACCCUAACAAGAUACUACUGUGGUGGUGGACCAUUCUCAGUGCAGUGACACUGUUAUGCUAAUCUAUAUGUAAUCUAUAUAUACUAACUUUUGGAACCUCACAGCUUCAGCAUCCCUGGUUUCAUCCUGAAUAUGAGUUACUAUCUAUGCAGAGUUUCUUGUGUCUGUACAGGUUCCCCUCAGGGUUCUCUGGUUUCCUCCCACCUCCUAAAACCAUGCCAGUAUUUGGACAUGGUGAAAUAAAUGUGAAUAAGGAUACGCAUGGUGGCCUGACGUUCCAUCCGAGGUAUAAUCGUUCUUCAUUCCCAGUGCUCGUGAGAUAGCCAAUAUCCUGAACACUAAUAUCCUGAACAUCCCCCAGCCCUUUGGUGUUGGUUUUUGACUACAGCACUGCUGUUAGCUGGAUGUUUUUGUUUGUGAUAAAAAAAAAAAAAGUCUCAUCAAUACUUAUGUGGCUGAUAUACUGGUUUGAUUGCUUGGUCUUACGGAUUGUGUGUUUGUGUGUGUUUGGGUGGGGUAAUGUAACAUAUUGUGCGUAGCAACAGACCGGCUCUAGUCAUUAACUAAGUGCGUGUCUAAAGGGCACCUGUCUUAUUUGGUAGUCUAUAUUUACCUAAUAAUACGUUCAUACAUAAGGUAGG